Messenger RNA from Rubroshorea leprosula, 431 nucleotides. The record is from the annotation of a GenBank genome assembly. NCBI's taxonomy places the organism in Eukaryota, Viridiplantae, Streptophyta, Magnoliopsida, Malvales, Dipterocarpaceae.
ACUAAACCUUGACCCAUGUUUGAACUAUUGGACCUGAGGUUUUGGGCUCAAUGAAAUUCUGUUCAACGUGAAGAUCAUGGAAAUGGGAGAAAAUUAGGAAAAGCACAAAGCUACAACGGAAAAGGACUGGUGGCAGAGAUGCAUGAUCUCUUCGGGGACUAUAUAGAAGGUGCGGGAGGCAGGGUCAGAGGCAGAAGCAGAGGCAGAGGCAGAGGCAGCACCGGCCCACUGUCAGUGGAUCCCACCAUGCGCCAACAUCAGGCUUCAGCAGCCCAGCAAUCUGCCAAUCGCUUCUUCCUAACGCACCCACCAUCGACGUAUGUAGUCGGCUACUUUUCCACGCGUGUCAUCUCGUGUCACACGCAACCAUGAACAUGAACAAUGGCGGGCCCUCACCACUGUUCCAUCCUUAAAAAAAGAUACCAUUAAAC